This is a messenger RNA of Guyanagaster necrorhizus, 593 nucleotides long. RefSeq lists its product as uncharacterized. The transcript has a single exon. NCBI's taxonomy places the organism in Eukaryota, Fungi, Basidiomycota, Agaricomycetes, Agaricales, Physalacriaceae. Bases 81 to 533 code for a protein of 150 amino acids. The record is from RefSeq and is a predicted model, not a curated record.
GGCUUCACUACAACAGUAGCGAAAACAACGGGGACUAUCAGAAAUCAGGUGUUGCUACGGGAAACACCAAGGAAAACAUCAUGAUCAAUCUUGAGGAGCCUUCCGGCCAAACUGCUUCUGUUACUUCUCUUGCUGGAAUUUCGAAAGCUCGCCCUCUCGCUGCCUACGCAACUAGAGCCGUUUUGGCAAUAUCUGGCUAUCUUUGGGAUCCUAGUCCAGCGAAAAACGAUGAAGGUCACUGUAUGCCGUUGCCUCUUUACUCAAGCAGCCCGCCACAUCGUCAAUAUCUUUCGAAUUUCCCGCGAUGCCUCAGUCUCCUUCCUUAUCCAGAUCUAUUCGAUUUUGGAAUGUACGCCUCUGCGUUUCCUUCAAGCGGUAGUCUCCGCAGCGUCAGUAUGAACGGUACGAUUCAGUUUCAGUCCUUGAAAGAGUCGGACUUGAGUGGAAUGUCUUCCGGCAAGUCUCCCCAAUGGGAUUCGUAUCGCACUUUGCGUUCCCGCAAACGCUGUUCGGCCGUCGACAAGGCCCGUUGAGGAAAUGAGGUGUUGCUGACGCAGGCAAUCAAAACAAUGCCAGUUUCAAGUCUAGUAUCG